Messenger RNA from Carcharodon carcharias (great white shark), 1762 nucleotides. Its product is annotated as gastrula zinc finger protein XlCGF8.2DB-like. The coding region runs from base 854 to 1612 and encodes 252 amino acids. Lineage: Eukaryota; Metazoa; Chordata; Chondrichthyes; Lamniformes; Lamnidae. The record is from RefSeq and is a predicted model, not a curated record. The transcript has 2 exons. Gene Ontology annotation, molecular function: RNA polymerase II cis-regulatory region sequence-specific DNA binding; DNA-binding transcription factor activity. Gene Ontology annotation, biological process: regulation of transcription by RNA polymerase II.
AAGAGGGAGCGACGGAACCGUCACUGAAGAGGGAGAGUUUAUAAUCAUCCGGCGUGGGCCGCAAGGACCUGCCUGUCCCGCUUUGCAGCUUCAGGCCUUCGCACCCCACAACCCCCCGCCCCGGAAGAGUCCCAGUUUAACGGGCGCCAUCUUGUUUCAGCAGGGAAGCAAAGCGCAUGCGCAGCCAUUGUGGUGACGCAACGUGGAGCGGGUGGGGCUUCAGGGUCUCUGUUUCCCAACCGGGUCCUAGUGCCCAGAAAGCAUCGUUUUGAACAGCAACUUCACUUGAUGAUUGCAGCCUGGAGGAGUCCAUGGGCCAUGGAGAUAUUCAGUGUGAGAGGUUGCAGUCCAUGCUGAGUUUUUCCAGCAAUUUUUGUUUUUGUUCCAGAUUUCCAGCAUCUGCAAUAUUUUGCUUUUAGCUUUCCCUUUGCUUUGUUGGGACAUUGUUGCUUAUUUUGGCUUCUUACGAUCUGAUUGGGCCACAUACUUGGGAGAUUCUUUUGCAGGAUCUUAGGCGAGGGUUUACAGACGGGAAACUCAAACCAAACAUCAUGUCAAGAUCUGACAGAGUCUCUCGAUUCAUCAGGACCUGAAUAUCAUCGGCCUUUGAAUGAAGAAGGAGAAAUGUUUGCCUGUUCAGUCAGUGGAAAUAGAUGCCUGGAAAAGCACCGACAGACGCACACACCUGAGUGAGAGUGUUCCAGUGCACUGACUGUGGAAAGAGCUUUAAGCAGUUACACCGCCUGAAAAAAACAUUGCACCAUUCACAGCGGGGAGAAACCACACACCUGUUCGCGUGAGGGCGAGGCUUCAACAGUUCAUCCACCUGGAGAGACACAAGGACACCUGAACCAUGGAGAAACCGUGGAAAUGUGGAGACUGUGGGAAGGGAUUCAGAUCCCCAUCUGAUCUGGAAAUCCACUGGCGCAGUCACACUGGGGAGAGGCCAUUCAUCUGCUCAGAGUGUGGGAAGGGAUUCACUCAAUCAUCCGGCUUACAUAAACACCGGAGAAUUCACUCCGGGGAGAAACCGUUCACCUGCUCCGAGUGUGGGAAGGGAUUCACUCAGCUAACCCACCUCACUUCACACCAACUUGUUCACUCUGACAAUAAACCUUUUAAAUGUUCCGACUGUGGGAAGAGCUUUAAAAGCAAAAAGAUUCUGUUGACACACCAGCGCAUUCACACUGGGGAGAAACCAUUCACCUGCCCCGAGUGUGGGACGAGAUUCACCCAGCUAACCAGCCUCACCUCACACCAACGUGUUCACUCUGACAAGAAACCUUUUAAAUGUUCCGACUGUGCGAAGAGCUUUAAAGGCAAAAUGGAUCUGCUGACUCACCAGCGCACUCACACUGGAGAGAGACCAUUCACUUGCUCCGAGUGUGGGAAGGGAUUCACUCACCCGUUCCUUCGACUGAAACACCAGCGAGUUCACACUGGAGAGAGGCCUUUCAUCUGCUCCGAGUGUGGGAAGGGAUUCACUCAGUCGUCCCACCUGCUGACACACCAGCGAGUUCACACUGGGGAAAGGCCAUUCGCUUGUUCCACAUGUAGGAAGAGCUUCACUCGUUCAUCCAACCUGCUGAGACACCAGCAAGUUCACAAGUGACACUGCAGGCGUUGGAUUCUGCUGUUAUUGCUGCUGAUAGUCAAAUGGAGGACCGAAACAUUUUCAUUCUGACAGUUGGGAGUUUAUUUUGUUAAUGCUAAUAAAUCCUGUAACUGAGCUGGAAUUUAUUAUUCUGGAUAUAGGUUAAAU